GUGAUUUGGAUGAUGCGGAGUUUUUGCUGUAAAAACAUAUUCAGUUUCAAAGAUGGCGUCCACGAGUAAAUUUGAUGAUUUCGUCGCAUGUCCGUACAACAAGGCACAUAUAGUGCUCCGCGGACGCCUGACAAAACAUUUGGUGCGCUGCAGCCGUAACGCGGAGAAUUUAAAUAAAUUGCUGACCUGCCCCUUCAACGAGAACCAUCGCUUCGAUGCACAACAGCUGCAGGCGCACAUAAAAAUAUGUCCGGAACGUGCCAGCUUGGAGCGGCAAGCACAGAAAGACGAGCAGCCAGCGGUGGAUGCGCCUGCAACCCAAAUGUUGAUAGAAUGUGAAGAGGAUUGGGACAACGAACCGGAUGUGCCCACCUACAAUCCGAGUGCCUACUGUGAGGAGAAUUUGGUGAUACGCUCAAGUGGCCUACACGGGCAAUCCAAGAGUGUACGCCGAAAUUUUAGGGCCCAGGAACGACGCCGUUUCGCUGAGAAACAGUAAAAUCCAGAAUAUACAUAUAGAUUACAUGCAUGCUUUUAAAAACGAUUAAAUAACUAUGUUUUAUAUUUAA
This is a messenger RNA of Drosophila montana, 569 nucleotides long. RefSeq names its product gametocyte-specific factor 1 homolog. NCBI's taxonomy places the organism in Eukaryota, Metazoa, Arthropoda, Insecta, Diptera, Drosophilidae. The coding region runs from base 53 to 499 and encodes 148 amino acids. The transcript has 2 exons. The record is from RefSeq and is a predicted model, not a curated record.